AGAUGAGCGCUGCGCAGCUGCACUGUACCUGCAGUUGUUACCAUAGGUGCGAUAGGAUACACAUAAUCUACAUCAAACUUCCACUGGCUCCGAUUCGAAGAUGAUUCUGAAUCUAUGACUUUGAACGCUUAUCUAAAAUACACCAGUGAUACAAAGGGAUGAUUUAAUCGCUGCCCACUUGAUUUCAUGGAGCUGGGAAUUGCGCACUGUUGGCCACUUUGGAUAGACUGAUCCCAGCAAACUGUCACUGAGCGUCGAGACGUUGUCGUCACCCACACACACCUGAAACUUCCUCAGAUCCUGAGCGCUUCGCCACCAGUUGAUGCCGAGGAUCAUGACUAUGAACGGUGACCACCAGUCGGUUGCCACAGCGCCGCUGGAUCUGCGCACCACGAACAGAGAGCGUGGGGGCGCCGGGUCGAGGAGUCCGGACUGCGGACUGGAAAGGUCGCGCGAGGGGCGCUCACCUGCACCCCCCGCGUCCACGGGAACCAACAGUUUGGAAAUACGCUGCCCCGCCGUCAGAAACGUAGCGGACUCAGGAACCGGUACUGCUCGCAAACGGCCGGCGGACAAUUCUUCCCUCAAGCUUCCUUUUAGGAAACGCCGGAUUCUUGUCGAGCCGGAGACCCAGACGCAGUCGCCGCCUCCUGCUGAGAGUGGAGACCGACUCUCCCCUGUGGAAGAUACGGACUUGACAUUUCGGGAGCGUUUGGCCGGUCGUUUGGAAAGACCCGCGGAUGAACACCGGGUCGCUGUAGCACCAGUGACUCCCAGGCGUCUUGAAGUGACACAGCAGAGUCAAGACAGAUGUCCCAUACGCAUUUUACACCCGAUUCAUUGCGGUUACCAAGUAUACUAUUUGCCCCCAGUCCCAGACCUGAACCACCCUCUGGCCCACCAAACCGAUAACCUGCUGGCUGGUAUCGCUCUGGCUACACAUCAAGAUGAAGAUGGAGACACAGCUCUCCAUAUAGCUGUGGUGCAGGGGCAGUUGGCCACUGUCUGCACACUGAUCCAUCUCCUGGUGUGGGCUCACAGAGGCGUUGAUAUCUACAACAACCUUCGUCAGACUCCCCUUCACCUGGCAGUGAUAACCCAGCAGGCAGACAUGGUGGAUGUUUUGUUGAGUGCGGGAGCUGACCCUGCUGCCUUGGACCGUAACGGCCAAACAGCACUGCACCUCUGCUGUGAAUACAACCAGCGUGAAUGUAUAUCUGUCGUGCUCUCUCAAUCCUCAUCCUCCACAUGCUUGGAGAGCAGAAACUAUGAAGGUUUGAGCCCUCUCCAUCUGGCUGUGCUGCUGGGCCAUAAGGAUUUAGCCAGAAUGCUGCUGGAUGCAGGAGCUGACAUCAAUGCAAUGGACAUCAAAAGUGGCCAGAGUCCUCUCAUGCAUGCGGUGGAGAGCAAUAACGCAGACAUGGUCCACUUCCUCAUUGAGAAUGGCUGUGAUGUCAACAGCCAGUCAUACAGUGGGAAUACAGCCCUACACAGUGCUUGUGGCCGAGGUCAGGUGGACACAGUGCGGCUGCUGCUGAAAAGCGGGGCUGACAGCAGCCUCAAGAACUACCACAACGACACCCCUGUGAUGGUGGCCAAGAACAAGAAAAUAGCAGAUGUGUUACGAGGGAGAGGCUCCAAGCACAUAAGAGUUCAGGAUCAACACAUUGUGUCAGUCUCACCACACGGAAGCAACUUAACGGAAAAUGGGUCCCCAUCUCCCAGCCAGAGUCGUGGAUGUUCACCUUCGACUACACCACACACCCCUCAUCACGGCACCUCCCAUUCUCCAAAGACUCUAUCUAUGCCUGUAUUUCCAUCAUACUAGCUCUAAAUAAUUGCCCAGUGCAACUUGCAACUACCUCUACACAGCCAACCAACAAAGAGACAAUCAAACUUCAGUGCCCAAAAUGACACCCAGAAGAAAGUCUCACCAGUGGGGGGACAGAACAGCUAAUAGACUGAACCUGAAAUUAGACUUCCCUACAAACUGACCCUCUUCUCGUGGGCUUCAUGACAAAAGACCAUCACAGUUGGCAUCCUUGGGCUUUGAUACAUGGAUAAAGUGCCUGCUUAUCCACAUUCUGCACUGGGCACUCCCCUUGUGACUGGGAGCAAACUGGUCACCCACAAGCUGCUGCAGUGAUCAGCUCCACUUUUUGACAUUUUGAGUCUUUUAAAAUUGUAUCCAGUCUGCUUAUUUUAAGGCUUAACAGUGUUAACUUGACAUGCUCAAUUAUGCACAUUCAAAUCCCACCUUUAUGCUAUUUUAAUUAUCUAGAACCACUUUACCUUUUAAAUCUGUUUGUGUGCAUUUGUGCCUGUACGCGUGUUUGUUGUUUUCUCUGACAAAAGUUGUUGAAAUUUUUAUAUAA
This is a messenger RNA of Seriola dumerili (greater amberjack), 2375 nucleotides long. It is a transcript of the gene bcl3, whose product is annotated as B-cell CLL/lymphoma 3. The transcript has 9 exons. Gene Ontology annotation, molecular function: protein binding. NCBI's taxonomy places the organism in Eukaryota, Metazoa, Chordata, Actinopteri, Carangiformes, Carangidae. The coding region runs from base 323 to 1828 and encodes 501 amino acids. The record is from RefSeq and is a predicted model, not a curated record.